Messenger RNA from Cylicocyclus nassatus, 1903 nucleotides. The record is from the annotation of a GenBank genome assembly. Lineage: Eukaryota; Metazoa; Nematoda; Chromadorea; Rhabditida; Strongylidae.
GCUCGUUUUUCCGAACGGCGAACUAAUGCGAAGGCGCAUUGACGAUGCCGCCGAAAGAUGAAGCGAAGAAAAAGUUGACACGCGAGGAACAACUUCGUAGCAAGUCAGCUGACAGCCACUGGAAUGCCGUCGGCAAAGGCCUCACCAACGCUGUCUCGAAAAGUCUUCCACAAAUGAAUAAAAAGGAAGUCAAUGGGUCAACUGGGAAAGGAACAACUAUUGUUACAGAGAAGAAAAAACGUCGAAGAAAGAAGAAGCCAGAGGAGGAGCAAUUUGUGCCACCAGAGCCUCCAAAACCAAAAAUCGUCAUAACAAAGGAGGAUAAGAGAAAUAAAACACUAUGGAGACAUAUCAUGUGGCUUAUCGUUUUGUUCGCAUAUUCGCUACUAGGAGGACUAAUUUUUAGUGCCAUUGAAGGAGGUAAUGACCGAUCUAUCUUGGUGAUGGAGUACGAAAGGAAUAUGGACCUUUUCAAAAGACGCCGUUCUUAUCAGGAACAACUAUUCAAGAGAUUCCGAGACAUAGACUCGGACAAUUCCAUUGCCGUCAACCGCACAGGAGUCAGCAUCGAUAAGUACAAACUGGAGUUGGCACGGCACGCUCUGGCAUGGUACGAACGUAAAUUGGGUGUCGUGGUGGAGGAGCCAACCAUGGUGGAUACCAAGUGGACCUUAUGGGGAGGGGUCUACUACGCUGCAAGUCUUUAUACUACAAUAGGUUAUGGAAAUUUCUUCCCACAUACAACAGCUGGUAGGAUCGUAUCGAUGUUGUAUGCGAUUGUUGGCAUUCCGUUGGUGUUUACCAUUUUAUGCGAGUGGGGAUUUCUCUACUUCACUUGGAUAGAAUACGGGUGGAAUUGGGUAAACGAGCGAUGGUGUCAAAAGAGUCUCCAGCGACAAGUGGAGAAGCGACAUUUGAGGGAAAGAAUUCGUCGGGUAGGCAGCGAGCUGUCACUGCACAGCAUGGCGCAGGUGCCGCUAUUGAGUGUACAUAGAACAACGAGUAAUUUAGUGAAUACUACCGAUCACCAGAUCGAGUCAAAUAAACCACUGGGAGAGCUGGACGUAGUGCUUCCAGCUGAAGAACAAGCACAAACAGUACCCAUGAAAGCAGCAAUAAUCUUCUUUUUCAUGUGGAUCAGCCUCUCAGCGUUCAUCGUAAGGUUGUGGGAAUACGAAUGGUCUUAUUUUAGUGCCUUCUACUUCUUUUUCACUUCGCUGACAACUAUCGGCCUUGGUGACGUAGUCACGAAAACUCCAAACUUCAUUAUCUUCAACUUGGCUAUGACACUUAUUGGGCUGUCUGUAGUAGGACUUUGCUUAGCUAUAGUUCAGGCAAAAGUCAGAUUGGUGUUCGAUCGGUUGAUUCGUUCCAUAGACGCUCAGUAUCGAAUCCGCCAAAUUGAUCCAGAUGUUGCCACCAUGACCUUGAUACCGGAUGAAAGAGAAGGAAUCAAAAGAUUGAUUGGCUCUCAGCCCCUUCAAGAUCGAAUAGUGUUCAUAUUCAUGGACGAGCACAAAAAAUCUAUGCUGAGUGAUCGCUGGAAGUCGCGCAGUGGUAUGACAAAUAGGAUAACCCAGACGUACCCAUCGAGGGCAGAUAAAUAUGUGCAGACAGGGAACCGCGUCUACGAUCAACCUGGAACGCAAGAAGACGAUGAUGAAUAUGAUGAUGAAGACGAAAGUGAAGAAGACGAAGAUGGCGUUGAAUACGAUGAAGCUGGUAAUAGGAUUGUUCCUCCUAGUACGAAGCGAUACAUUUAUACCGUAUUUGACUGAUGUUGCUCACAAUUCGAUUAGCUGCUAUCGUGCUUCAUUUUUUGACUAUACUUGACUUAAAUCACAACCAACGAUCUCAAUCAAACUUUCAUCUGUUUGCACAAGCAUAUUUUCUUUUAUGUGAA